AACCGGAAGUAGUUUGCGUGUCAAAGGUCGCGCACAUUGUUCCUGCGCGGCACAACCGUGGUUCACGUUGUGAUGAAUGAAAUUGUAUCCAAAGAGGAUUUCUAGCGCACACCACCAAAGAGUAAUCUUCUGACCGCGACGUGAGGCGUGUGUGCGGAGUAUAACACCAGGGCAUCAUCUUAUUUGAGGAUCAUAGACCACAACAGAGAUGGCUGGGAUUCUGUUUGAAGACAUCUUUGAUGUGAAAGACAUCGAUCCCGAUGGCAAGAAGUUUGACAGAGUGUCUCGUCUACAUUGUGAGAGUGAAUCUUUCAAGAUGGACCUCAUCUUGGAUGUGAACAUUCAGAUCUAUCCUGUCGAUCUUGGUGAUAAGUUCAGACUGGUUAUUGCCAGUACGUUAUAUGAAGACGGAACCCCAGAUGACGGAGAGUAUAAUCCCCAGGACGACCGGCCGUCUAGAGCGGACCAGUUUGAUUAUGUGAUGUACGGGAAGGUUUACAAGAUUGAAGGCGACGAGACUUCCACAGAAGCAGCAACACGCCUCUCUGCCUAUGUGUCUUAUGGUGGUCUCCUCAUGAGGCUGCAGGGAGAUGCCAACAACCUUCACGGCUUUGAGGUGGACUCCAGGGUUUACCUGCUCAUGAAGAAACUGGCUUUCUAAACUCCAAAUCAGCUCGCCCACUUACCCCCGGCUCUUCCACUGCCACAGUCGACCCGGAAGUCACAUUGACCUGCAGACUGAAAGCCUUUUAUAAUCCCAAGUCUGAAGCAUGUGGCCAUCACCGAGAGCAGCUCACUGACAGAAAACGUGGAGGCUGUAGAAAAAAAUGUUUAUUUUUUUUUAUUCUCAUAGUUACGAAAUGUUUCCUCGGUGGAGAUGGACUACAGACUAAAGACUGUGACUCUUAAAAAAAAAAGUACUGCAACCUCCAUCAGCUGGCAUAAUGUAAAUAAAGAUUUCUUUUAUACAAAGUGA
This is a messenger RNA of Scophthalmus maximus (turbot), 976 nucleotides long. RefSeq names its product RNA polymerase II, I and III subunit H (gene polr2h). Gene Ontology annotation, molecular function: DNA-directed RNA polymerase activity. Gene Ontology annotation, cellular component: RNA polymerase I complex; RNA polymerase III complex; RNA polymerase II, core complex. The record is from RefSeq and is a predicted model, not a curated record. Gene Ontology annotation, biological process: DNA-templated transcription. The transcript is spliced from 6 exons. NCBI's taxonomy places the organism in Eukaryota, Metazoa, Chordata, Actinopteri, Pleuronectiformes, Scophthalmidae. Bases 209 to 661 code for a protein of 150 amino acids.